AUGAGCAUCUUUCCGAAGGAGUCUAUUCAGGCCAUAGCAGACUCGGCGGGCAUAACCAUCAAAGACGACGUAGCUGUCGCCCUUGUCCAGGAUGUCGAAUAUAGAUUACGAGAAGUCGUUCAUGAGGCACGAAAGUUUAUGAGACAUGCGAAGAGGAAUAAGCUGCAUCCGGAGGACGUCAAUCAUGCGUUACGGGUCCGCAACGUCGAGCCGUUGUAUGGGUGGACGUCCGGCAAAUCAUCAACAUUCAAGAUGAUAGGGCAAGGGGCACAGCCGUUUUUUUAUGUGGAAGAUCAAGAAGUCGACCUGGAGGAAAUAUUAAAUAGAGCGCUACCACCUGUACCGUUGGAUGUGACCUACACGUCACAUUGGUUGGCCAUCGAUGGAGUGCAACCGGCAACCGUACAUAAUCCUACACCGCCAGCACGGCAUCCAGCCCUUGUGCAGAAAGCAGGCAGAGCGUCACAACCACAUCGCGAACCUCUGGUCAAGACAGUGCUUACCAAGGAGCUGCAAUUGUACUAUGAGAAGGUUACAGAGGCAGUUGUGGGUGAAUCAGAGGAAUUAAGAGCGCUGUCGCUGCAAAGUGUUGCAAAAGACCCCGGAAUCCAGCCUUUGAUCCCCUACUUUGUGCAGUUCAUCGGGGAUCAGAUUGCUGAGAACACGAAGAAGUUGCCAAUGUCUUUCGCCAUGAUGCGCCUUGCCCGAGCCCUCCUCGACAAUGCCAACCUAUUUAUUGAACCAUACCUCCAUCAACUGAUACCCAACAUCCUGUCCUGCAUCGUGGGCAAACGCCUCUGCGAAGAUCCAGCAACCGAAGACCACUGGGCUCUCCGCAGAUACGCCUCCCAGCUCGCCUCCUACAUUUGCGUCACCUACGGCGGAACUUACCAGAGUCUGCAACCACGUGUCUCCAAGACGCUCUACAAAGCCAUCGUCGACCCCGCAAGAAGCUUCGCGCAACGGUAUGGUGGCUUCGUCGGUCUAGCGGCUCUGGGAGACGAGGCAGUGCGGAUUGUGCUGAAGAAGAAACUGGGGAUGAUCGGCGAGUUGACGGAGGCGGUGGUUAAUGAGAUGGAGGAAGGUGGGACAGUGCCGCAGGCCAUAAGGAGAAUGGAGGCGAUCAAGUGUCGGGAGGUCGCGGUGGAUAUCGCAAUAAAAUACUACCGCAACAUUAUCGAGGAACGGACCGCAACUGGGCAUGGACCGACCGACGGACCGGAACUGCGCAAGGAACUCGAUGACGAAUUGGGUGUGCUUGCUGAUGUCGUCUGGGAUGCUCUCUUCAAUUCUUCGCCCUCAAAUGGCGUUUGA
Molecule: messenger RNA, 1314 nt
Organism: Fimicolochytrium jonesii
Lineage: Eukaryota; Fungi; Chytridiomycota; Chytridiomycetes; Spizellomycetales; Powellomycetaceae
Exons: 8
Coding region: 1-1314 (437 amino acids)
Biological process (GO): transcription initiation at RNA polymerase II promoter; RNA polymerase II preinitiation complex assembly
Cellular component (GO): SAGA complex; SLIK (SAGA-like) complex; transcription factor TFIID complex
Molecular function (GO): RNA polymerase II general transcription initiation factor activity; transcription coactivator activity; protein heterodimerization activity
Source: RefSeq, a predicted model, not a curated record